Molecule: messenger RNA, 2232 nt
Organism: Malassezia globosa CBS 7966
Lineage: Eukaryota; Fungi; Basidiomycota; Malasseziomycetes; Malasseziales; Malasseziaceae
Exons: 2
Coding region: 1-2232 (743 amino acids)
Molecular function (GO): acetoacetate-CoA ligase activity
Source: RefSeq, a predicted model, not a curated record
AUGGCAGCAGCGGAAUCAGAGCCUUUGCAGGGACGCGUCGUAUGGACGCCGCCUGAGGGGAAGAAGCGCAUGGAUGCGUUUCGCGAACGGAUCUGCAGGGAGCAUGACGUGCAGUUGAGCACGUACGAAGAUCUGCAUAAAUGGAGUGUCUCGGAGGUUGGCAAGUUCUGGCGUGCCGUGUGGGAUGAGAUAAACGUUAUAGCAAGUGCUGAUGCUGCGCAAGUCAUCAUGGACCAGGCGCCGAUGUUCCCACCUGCUGAAUGGUUUGUUGGUGCACGUCUGAACUUUGCUGAAAACAUCCUGCACCAUGGCCAAGACGAUGAUGUUGCCGUGAUUGCGUGUACAGAACGUGCGCAAGAUACGUGCCGCACCACGUAUGCAGAGCUUCGCAAGCAGGUCACUCAAGCGGCGCGUGCGUUGCGCAAGUUGGGCAUCGUUCCUGGCGACACCGUCGCAAGCUAUUCUGGCAACACACUGGAGAACCUGGUGGCUUUCUUAGCGUGCAGUGCCGUUGGAGCAGUAUGGACAAGUGUCGCUCCAGACUUUGGUACUUCUGGUGUACUUGAGCGACUCACGACGGUGCGCCCGCGGGUUCUCUUCAGCACGAACCAGGUCCUCUACAAUGGCAAACUCCACGACCACCUUGGCAAGCUGAACGCAACUAUUGACGGCUUGUUGGCGAUACAAGAGAAGGAACAGAAGGACAUGCAGGCGCACGAGGCGAAGAAAGCGAGUGAUGGCCAGGACACUCAGGAAGCGACAGAUGAGCCACAGGCCAAGAAGCGCGCUCGUCUCGAAGUUGCGGCGACGGCAUCGAGGCUCGAACACGUCAUUAUCGCACCUUACAUGGGCACCCACCCUGAAUCAGAUGCGCGCCCGAACGGCGUAGAGGGCAUGUCUGAUGCACAGGGAUUGAAGCGGCAUCUUUGGAGCGACUUUUUGAACGAUGGUGCAAGCGACGAAAAAUUUGAGUUCGAGCAGCUCGACUUCAAUCAUCCGCUCUGGAUCUUAUUUUCUUCCGGUACGACGGGAAGCCCCAAAGCCAUCACGCACCGUGCUGGUGGUAUGCUGCUGCAGUUCGGCAAAGAGCACCUCUUGCAUGGUGGCCUGAAGCGCGAAGACGUAUUCUUCCAGCACUCGUCGACUGGCUGGAUGAUGUGGAAUUGGCUCGUUGGUGCUCUCUUGAGCGGUUGUCCAGUGGUUCUGUACGACGGCUCGCCCGUGCAUCCAACGGAGGUGCUGUGGGAGCUAGCAGCAAGAGAGGGCGUCACCGUGUUUGGCACAUCCGCCGCGUACCUUUCGAUCAUGGAGCGCCGUGGCUUCGUUCCUACGGAACUCUAUGACCGUAUCAAGGUUCGCAUGAUUCUGUCGACUGGCUCGCCGCUCCGUGCUGAACUGUAUCCUUAUGCUGAAAAGCUUGUGGGCCAUCCCGUCCAAGUGGGCAGCAUUACAGGUGGUACGGACAUUUGCUCGCUCUUUGGCACACACAACGAGGCUUUACCUGUGCGUGCAGGUGAGCUGCAGUGUUUGGGCCUUGGCAUGGACGUGGACGUGUUUGACGACUCGGGUCACUCGGCACCAGACAUGGUCGAGGGCGAUCUCGUGUGCAAGAAGCCUUUCCCCGUGCAACCAAUUGGGUUCUGGCACCAACCCAAUGAGCGAUACAAGGACAGCUACUACACACAGUUCCCUGGCGUAUGGUAUCAUGGUGACCUAGUGAUGCGCUCAAAGCACGGUGGUCUGAUCAUGUUGGGCCGUUCAGAUGGCGUGCUGAACCCCAGUGGCAUCCGUUUUGGUAGUGCAGACAUUUACGAAGUGUUGGAAAGCUCGGAAGCCACAGUUGCGACGUCACCACUCUCGAAGAUCAGCGACUCAUUGGUCGUCGCUCUCAAGACACCUGCCAAGGACGAUGAAGUCGUAGUCUUAUUCCUCGUUGUGCCCGAAGACACAUCGGACGCUGAAUGGGAGUCAAUUGCCGCCGGGUCGAAAAGCUUGAUUCGCAAGCAACGCAGCGCUCGACACGUCCCUACAUUUGUGCGCCGCGUAAAAGGCUGCCCAAAAACUCUGAAUGGAAAGCGUGUCGAAGUGCCUGUGAAGAAACUUAUCAACGGCGCGCCCAUUAGCACUAUCAACAAGUCGACACUGAUGAACCCAGAAGUCCUUGAUGAGUACAUUGCCAUGGGUGAGGAACUUCGCAAAACCCUCGCAGAGAGCCGUGCUCCUACCAAAUAG